GAAGAGAUAUGGGAGAGUGGAAGAGUGUAGAAUGAGAGGAAAACAGUUUUCUCUUCCACCGACUGCCCCGCCAUUGGGUGGUGUGAGGUAAUGGUGGGGCAGAGCUCCAGCGCAUGCAUGACGGAGAUGUUAUGUAAGCCUGACCAACAUGAACGUCACCUCCUUCGCCUUUCCUCUCUGCAUAAUCAAGCUGGAAAUGUACCCUCCGCACUGCUCGGUGGUGUCGACCAUAGGCUCAGCUUCAUGUCCGGCCAAAAGCUUGCAAGCAUGCAUCCAUACCGCACACCACCACGAAUGCAGCAGCCUACAUAUUCACAGCAUCACAUCGGGAAUGCUAGCCCAUUCCGGCAUCUCCCGGAUGCGAGGAGACGGUGCAAAGCCAAAGCAACACCGGACCUCAUGCUCGACAGUGAGUACUGUAUACAGAGGCUACGCUGAGUUAUGUAAGCCGCGCGGCAUGUCUUCUUACGCAGCGAGA
Neohortaea acidophila is the source of this 478-nucleotide messenger RNA. RefSeq lists its product as uncharacterized. The transcript has a single exon. The coding region runs from base 91 to 438 and encodes 115 amino acids. The record is from RefSeq and is a predicted model, not a curated record. NCBI's taxonomy places the organism in Eukaryota, Fungi, Ascomycota, Dothideomycetes, Mycosphaerellales, Teratosphaeriaceae.